GCAACUUGCCUCCGUCGGUGCACCCGCUCCUCCUGCUUCUCCUUCCUGAACCUCAGGUCUAUGGCUCGCUACGCGCGGCUCAUCAGGCUGCUCGCCGUAGCAAGCCUCUGCGGAUCUGUGUGGUCCCUCACAGAGAAGGACAUAGUCACCAAGAACUCCCCCGUUAGUGUGCCGGGUGGACGGUCUGUGUUUGUGAGCCCUGUGGACAACCUGAGGAUACGUGUUGCCAAAGGAGAUCACUGCACUGUGCAAGUGGUUGAGAGUGAUGUGGAUGGGCAUCGUCCAGGAUAUCUUGAGCCAUCUUCGUUCCCGUGCGAGUUCGCGGCCGAUGCAGUGACUUACACACACCUCGGGUCCAGGACAGCUCCGUUGCAGGACAGGGUGAGACUGUUAGUGCGGUACGAUGCGAAAGACGAGACGCUGAUUGUUCCCAUCUUGUUGUUGGUGAGCACGACGCAGGAGCCGCUCGAAGUGGUGACGGAGAUGCAAACGCUGGUUGUUAAAAAAAUUGGUGGGGAGAGUCACGCGAUCGACGAGAACGUGCUUCGGUUUGACGCUCGUGGUGGACACUGCCGCGUGAGAGUGACGACUGAAGUGCAUGACUGGCCGAAACGAGGGAGGCUCGUAGGGGAAGUUCCGGUGCAGCUGACGCCGUGCAACGCGUUUCUUAACCGUGACGUUCGUUACUUGCACACGGCUGGACCACAGAGCGUGAACAAGGAUUUUGUACCAAUGUUAGUAGAAGUGAGCGACGACGUUGGCCGCGUUGUCAAACGUGAACGUUUCCAGUUGCCCGUGGAUAUCCCGGAGGGAAAAACGAACUCGCCCCCUCAGCCGACUUUCUCGUCGUUGCUGCUCCUCGAUGUAAAUCAGUUUAUCGUGACGGCAGUGACGCCGGCCGUGUUGUCCGCGGAAGACUCGGAUAGUGACCCUAGCACUCUACUGUUCAGACUUCGAACGAUUUUAGGUCCCGAGGAAGGUUAUUUUGUGACGACGGAUGACAGGAGUGUUCCAAUCACUUCGUUUUACCAGAAAGACACGCAGGCGUUGAAGAUUGCUUACGUUCCGCCAAGCACGAGUUCGAAUGAAAAGAGAGUAUUUCGGGUCGAGAUGGAAGUCGCGGAUGAAGAAGGAGCAAAGUCGGAUCCGUUCGCCCUGAUGAUCGUUGUUAAACCGAUGAAUAUGAUGGCCCCGAGAGUGACGCGGAAUCAAGGCCUAUUUUUACUGGAAGGACAGACUAAAAAGCUCGGAAAUACUUUAGAAAUAUCCGACGAAGACAACAGGAAUGAUGUCAUGUUCGAAAUCGUUGACGGCUUGCGAUAUGGUCACCUUCUUCUAGAUGGCUUUGAGUCGGAGUCAUUUACGGUACUGGAUUUAGAUGAUGGACUCGUUGCGUACAGGCACGACAGCAGCAGUACAAGCACAGACAAUAUAGUCUUUAGAAUAAGCGAUGGCAAGCUUUGGUCCGAGUUCCUGUACCCGGUAACAAUCUACCCGGAAGACGACGAGCCUCCACUUUUGAACGUAAACACGGGACUCUCCGUGCGAAAGGGGGAGGACUUACAAAUCACUUCAAGGUCUUUGAGCGCGACUGAUGUUGACAGCGACGAUGCUCGCAUCGUGUAUGAGUUGUUGCCGCCUUUUCCGGAGCAUGGAACCUUGCUGCUCAAGCAGCCGGAGAAGCCACCCGACUCGUUCCGCUGGACACUCCAAGACGAGCUUUACGAACGCGAAGUGACGAGAUGGACACAGAAGGACGUGCAAGAAGGAAACGUGUUUUAUCGUCAUGACGGAGAACACGUUUCCGAGACCGUUAUCGAUACUAUUUAUUUCCGUCUCUCUGACGAUAACACUCCUCCGAAUGAGUCCGGCAUUAAUGAAUUCGUGGUGAAGGUCGCUCCGGUGGAUAACGUUCCACCGGAGAAAGCACCAGAUGCUACCCUUCAUCUUGACGUUGAAGAGUUCCAGCUGACGGAGAUCACCAAACAGGAGCUUCGCUACAGAGACUUAGAUACGAAGGAUAAAGACCUUCGUUAUCGAAUUACGAAGGUGCCGUACGACAUUGACGAAAACAAUCCCAUGAAUCCCGGUAUGGUUGUCAGAGUGGACGAACCGAAUGCGGAAGUGACGGAAUUUACGCAGGCGGAAGUGAAUCACAAGAAGAUCGCUUUUAAGCCUCCCUCGAUUGAACUCGGUAUCGUGCCAAGGGUAAUCCAGUUUCAGUUUGAAGUAUACGAUGCCGGUGACAACGUGCUUCAAGGUCAGAUCUUUUCGGUUUUUCUGCAUCCCGUCGACAACAAGCCGCCGAAGAUUCUGAAUCGUGGCGUAACAGUUGAAGAGAACGGACACGUAGAUAUUAGAUCAGACGUCUUGGACGCAACCGAUGUUGACACCCCAACUGCGGCGCUCAGUUUUCGCGUCUCCAAACCUCCUGCUUACGGAAGGCUCGAAGUCCGAACGAGAUCGCUGGAAGAAGACGACGUCUUUACGCGAGAUGAUAUUCAUAAUGGAUCAGUAAAGUACGUCAACACCGCAGGAGGAAACAGGAGACAGGACAGAAUUGAACUGGAAGUCUGCGACGGAAUCCAUCGCGUCCCCAUUACACUGCGAGUGCAGAUAAAGCCUUUAGUCGACGACACCCCAGAAUACCUUCCGCAGCAAGGAAUGUCCACCGUGCACUUGACAGUUCCCGAAAGCAGGAAAGUGGAGAUCACUCCUCACCUCUUUAGGGCUUUACACAGGGAAAUAGAAAAGGAUGGAUUCGAAUUCAUUAUCACGCAAUCCCCGAAACAAGGCAGGGUGGAGAACGGCGGUGUGAAGAUCAGUCGCUUCACACGCGAAGACAUGUACAAACGGAGGGUAUUUUACGUACACAGUGGAAGCGAAACGGGAGAACGAGGUGCCACCGAUGACUUUCACUUGAGUGUGGUCCGGAAGACGGGAUCCCGCAACGUUGAAGAUGUCCUCGUGCACGUCGAGAUUGAACCGGUUGACUCUGCACCACCUCGCGUGUCCGUCGGUCAACCGCUUCCUGUUCUCGAAGGCGGGAAGGCAACCAUCACUAGGACAUACCUUUCGGCUACGGAUGUCGACUCAAAUGACGAAACCAUCCUGUGCAAUAUUGACGUGCAGCCAACGCACGGUUACGUAGAAAACGCGUCUCCCUCUCCAGGCUCCGAAAGCAUCCGAGCCGGCGUUCCAGUGUCAUCUUUCACUAUCUCGGAAAUCAACUCCGGUUGGGUGAACUACGUUCAGAGUAUCCACAGAGGAUUUGAGCCGUUGGGAGAUAACUUCAGUUUUAUCUGCUCUGACGGAAUCAACUCGAGUCCAAACUCCAAAUUCUCCAUCAGGAUCCACCCAACUAACGAUGAACAACCGGAGAUCGUCUCUAGUGAAUUGAUUGUGCUCGAAGGCGGCGAUACGACUAUUGACUUGACUAAUAUACAAGUGAGAGACCUUGAUGUUCCUGAAGACAAACUGAUAUUCGAGAUAACGAAGCCACCGAUGCGAGGUAGCGUCUUGUCCGCUCACGCCGGCUCUGGAAUGGCGCCAGUUGAUAGGUUUAGCGUAGCUGAUAUCACCCCUCCAUCGUCCGUGAUCUACAGACACGACGACAGUGAAACCGAAGGGGAUUAUUUCGAGAUAAGAGUGUCUGACGGAUGGCAGCAUACUAACGGCCGAGUUAUGAUAACGAUUAUUCCUGUCGACGACGAAACGCCGCGAUUGGCUGUAAACGAUGGGCUUGAGGUAGAUAUCAGCGAGACAAAAACCAUUACAAACCGCUUACUACGUGCUGAGGAUCUCGAUUCUGAAGACAGCAUGUUGACCUACGUUGUGAGGCAAGCGCCCCGUCAGGGAUUCUUGUUGCUGUUAAACUCCUCCACUUACAAGCCACAACGAAACCUAACGCGAGGAAUGAACUUUACUCAACGAGAUAUCGACAUGGGCCUGGUGACGUACACGCAGACAGGUAUACCUGGUAUGCGAGAUUUGAUCAAGUUCGACGUCACAGACGGUAAUAACGCUCUGAUCGACCGGAGGUUCUGGAUCACGGUGGAAAGCUUGGACACGAUCUACCCCGAGGUGGUCAGCAGGGGAGUGGAGCUCCAGGAAGGUGGGAGAGUCACACUGACUACAGAUAUUCUCAGCACCAGUGAUUUGAACAGCGAUGACGAAAGACUAAGGUUCAUCAUCACACGAUCACCAUCCAAGGGACACUUAGAGAGCACGGAUCAUCCAGGCGCGGUGUUGAGGUCGUUUACUCAAAUGGAUCUUGCCGGAAGCAAAAUAUGCUACGUGCACACCAGCAAGGACGAAAGUAAGCUGGACAGCUUCGAGUUUGAAGUCAACGACGGUCGCAACUCUGUCUUUAGAAUGUUCCGUAUCUCAAUCAAAGACGUCGACAACAAAAAGCCUGUCCUGUUCAUCAACCGACUGAGGGUUAGAGAAGGGAGCGAGAGAUUGAUCACUCCAUUUGAACUGAAAGCAGAUGAUAUUGACACACCGGAAUCCAACAUCAAAUUCACUAUCACGCAAAAUGCGAUUCAUGGGAAGGUUUUGUACAGGCGUUCACGCGAGGUUUCCUUCUUCACCAUGGCGGACUUGAGUGAUAAUAGAAUCUCGUACGUUCACGAUGGGAGCGAGACAUCGAAAGAUAACUUUAGCUUCGUCGUGACAGACGGUACUCACAAAGAUUUCUUUGUACAUCCUGAUGUGCAAAAGGCAACCAAAGCAGCUCAGCAGUUUUCGAUAGAAGUGCUUCCAGUUGACAACAGUGCACCUCAACUAGCGGUCAACAAAGGUGCUUUUGCGUUGGGUUAUUUGGACAAUUCUCGGCGGCUUGGAUUUAGGUUCAGUAAGGACGUGCUUCGUGCGUGUGAUGCGGACACGGUGGAUGCGAAGCUCAAGUAUGUGGUUACUGUCUUUCCCACCCACGGGAUAUUGGUCAACAGAGCAGUGGGCAACAGAAGUGUUGUGGAGUUCACGCAAGCUGACAUCGACAACAUGGACAUCAUGUACGUCCUGCACCAAAAGACAAACGUCACCAGGGAUUCUUUCACCUUCAAAGUGAUCGACGAAGGAAAGAACGAACUAACGGAUCAGAAGUUCGAACUGCGUUGGGCAUGGAUAUCGUUGGCUACCGAAUUCCACAUGGUCAACGAGACGGAAACGCACUUUAAGAUCAAGCUGCGUCGACGAGGUUAUCUUGGAGAAACUGCAUUUGUCGGUAUAUCGGCAAGGAACCUGACAGCAAAGUAUGGAUCCGACUACGGAGGUCAUUAUGGCCGUCAGGUACAGUUCAAUCCGGGACAAGCGGAAGCCUUCUGGAAGCUGCGCAUUCUCGAUGACACAGUGUACGAAGGAAAAGAAGAGUUUGUUAUCGUUUUGGACCAAGCGUUUAUGUCAGCUACGGAAUUUCCAGAAAAAGCCCUUGUCACGAUUCAAGACCCAGAGGAUGAGCCUCGUGUAUUCCUCCCUGAAACGAACCGAACAAUCGACGAAGAUGAAGGUCACACCAUGAUCCCUAUCCGGAGAGAUGGCGACUUAUCAGUCGACAUGGCAGUUCUUUGUAUUACGCAGCCUGGUACGGCUCAAGGAAGCUCACCGUCGCCCAUCCGGUCAUUUUCCGAUUACAUCAGUCGGCCGCCCGACCACACGAGCCUGGUUCGUUUCAGGCCAGGAGAGACGGACAAGACCUGCCGGAUCGUUGUCAUCGACGACUCUCUUUACGAGCCAGCGGAAAACUUCACCGUGUCGCUGAUGACUCCGCUAAACGGAAAAAUCGAAGGAAACUGCAGGACAGAGAUCACGAUUUUAUCGGAUCCAAAAGAUGUGCCGUACUUCUUCUUCGAAGAAGACAGUUAUCAUGUAGGCGAAGACAUCGGGAGCUUUGAAGUGGUAGUCCUGCGAGAGGGGCCAGAUCUGUCGGUCUCUUCGUCUGUCAUGGUGCGCUCCAAGCCAACUACUCCACAGAGCGCCGAAGCUGGCAGCGACUACAUCGCCGUGGGACACCUGAUGUACUUCCCUCCUGGUUCUACGAUGCAGACACUGGAAGUCAUCAUCCUGGAUGAUUACGGGCGACCUUCUCUGGAGCUGCUGGAGACCUUCAACCUUGUCCUUCGAGUUCCUGUUAAUGGAACCUUGGGAAACCCGAACACUUCACUCGUCACAAUCAACGAUACGUUUUCUGACUUACCCAAGAUGUAUUUCCUAGAGCCUUCUUACAUCGUUAAUGAAGAGGCUGGCCAAAUAUCCGUUCCCAUCAUGAGGACCGGCGACCUCAAGCACGCGUCGUCCGUUCGAUGCUACACGAGACAGGGAACUGCUAGAGUGGACUUGGACUUCGAGGAAAGACCAAACACGGACCAAUCCUUGAUUGUUUUCAGCCCAGGCGAAAGGGAGAAGAUGUGUACAUUAAACAUCAAAGACGACUCCACCUUGGAAGGCAAAGAAGAACUUCGACUUGUAUUGGGUACUCCACGAAGCGAAACUGCUGGUUCUGCUCUUGUUGGAGAUAUCAACGCUACUGUUAUCUGUAUCAAAGAUGAAAGUGACAGGUCUGUGCUAAGAUUUCAAAGAACUCGCAUUACGGUGAAGGAACCUCGUAGCCCGGAAGAGGUCUUCCACUUGGAAGUGCCAAUCGUGAGGACUGGAGACCUUUCUGGAGCUUCUGUGGUUCGCGUGUACAGCAGAGACGGCUCUGCGGUUUCCGGAGAAGACUAUUUGCCUGUUUCUCUAGAAGUGACCAUGUAUCCGCAUAUGAACGAAACUUCAGUGGCCGUGCAGAUCAUGUACGAUCAACUGAAAGAGCACCGGGAAGCUUUCACACUCCACAUGAGAGAAGAUAUCCACCGCAUUGCCGAGGUCAAGGACCCCAAAGUCAUCGUCUACAUUGAGGACGUAAAACUUCUGCCAGCAGUUGUCUUCCCCUCUGAACCUGUAGUUGUGUCCCUAAGGAAUUACGACUGUCCUUCUGAAGCUCCUCCUAACCCAAUUCCUGGAUAUCCUCUCAGUUGUAUUUCUGCCUGCAACAUGAAGCAUCCUGAUUACCUCAAGACUGGUCCCAUAUGCGCCAAGGAAGGCAUCAACGAUACGUUCACGGAGUUUCGUUGGAAGGUGGCGCCACCAGACGAGCAUCACAACUUAAGAGACAUCAAGUCUCGAGCCUUCUUUGCUCCUGUGAAUGGGAUAACUUUGGAUAGCGUCUACUUCUCAGUGGGCAGUCGUGUUCAAUGCCUCACGAGAGCCGUGAACACCGAUAGAGACAUAGGUCUGGAAGUGGAGAGCAAGCCGGUGGUAGUGUCGUCUACGGACGGCCUUUGCAGACCAGCUCAGGAUGGGUACGUUGGAGCUGAGCCUUUCACUGCCAAGCUUCGCUAUACGGGAACCAGCGACCCCAGAAGUCCGAACAAGAUCCAGAUCACCGUACUAAUACCGCACCGUGACGGUCUCCUGCCAGCUGUGUCUACGAGGCCUCUGUCCAAUUUUGAGUUCGCCCUUGGACCUAACAGUCUGCGUGUCGGACUUCACAAAUGUUCCAACCUUGUGGAACCCAGCGAGACUUUCACGAGUGACGGCUUCCUGACGGACGCCAUCGUGGAUCCUCAUCGAUACAUCGGCAAGGCUGAACCUUACCAGUACAGUAAAGACAUGCGGGGACUCAGGACACUCAGGUUCUACAAGAACUUGGACUUGGAAUCCUGUCUGUGGAACUUCACGGCGUUUUAUACACUCUCUGAGCUGGUUUCUCAGUGCGGAGGUGCUAUCAAUCAUGAUGGUCAGGCUCUGAACUUGGUGCAGUCGUACGUCUCUGUGACGGUACCCCUCUACGUUUCCUAUAUUCUGCACUCUUCCGCUGCUGUUGGCGGUUGGCAACACAGUGACAUGGUGACGGAACUCAAGAUCAGCUUUGUGUACAACACGGCGAUCCUCUGGGACCACGGGAUCUCGACACCCCUUGACUCUAGGCUAAACGGUAGCAUCUAUCCUACUGGGAUGAGGAUAAACAAAAUGGGUCAACUCGUGGUUCGCUUCAGAACUGUGCCGGGCUUUCAUGGACAGUACAUUCUGAAGCAUCCAGAACGGAAAAGGGUGUCACACGUGACCUCUGUUGAACAACCGGAUAUGACGUUCACCUUAAGACUAAUAAACAGUGAAAAGACCUUCUUGGAACCCCAACAAGAGUGGGAGAUCACUUCCGAUGUCGCUGUGAAAGACUAUUCUGGCACGUACAAAAUCAACUUGAUUCCGUGCACUGUUCGGGAGGAGACUGAGUAUUCGGAGCCGCUUCCCUGUAACCCGCAGGAGGUCGUUUCUUUUGAAUUGCCUAUUCAUUUUCAACAAGUAAGCGACCCCGUGCCGGCGCAGUUCACACUCAAUACUCAGUUUCAUGUGACACGCCGAAGAGACCUCUGGCUCACUGGGGACUACAGCGAGUCAUCCGAAGACGUGGACGUGUCUUUUGUGAAAGGUGACAAGAUAUACGGUCGGAUCCGGGUCAACCCGCUGCAGAGCAUAGGACAUUCCUUCAUAAUGGUUAUCGAGAAAUGUUUUCUGUGCACGGGAGUCGACGGAUACAUCCCAAAAUAUGAUCCUGAGAAUGAAGAAUAUGGAUGUAUUGCCGAAUCAGAGAAUAUCCGCUACGUCAUCAAGAUAAUCGACAAGGAAGCUCCCAACACCAUUUCGAAGAGCUUCCUAGACGUUCCGUUCAAUGCUACGCUCCUGUCCGAGGACCCAAGUCAUAGUAACCUGCUCGGUGCUAAGAACGAGCCUGGAGUCGAUGGAUUUUAUUUCUCGGCUGAUCCGUUGUUCAAGAUCACUUCUGGGACGUUGUGGUUCAUCCACUGCAUUUACACACUUCGUGCUAAAGACAAUGGCGGCUACAGACACUACGGAAAGCGGCAGACAACGACCAGGGAGCACGCAGUAUUCAGGCGUUCUGUCAACCCGGAGACCAUUGGGAAAAACGGGCUCGGCACGAACAUGCACCAGCUCGUCCUUUCAAACGCUCUCCGAAGAACGAGUACACUAGAGUCUGCCAACUUCACAGAAAUCCAUUGGCCCAUUGUGUCCGCGAUCGUUGGCAUCGCUGUGUUAGUAUUAUCCUGCGUGUUUGUGGUGACGAUUCUAGCCGUCAGAAGACGGAAACGGAAUUCAGCGAGUUUGACUGGAAGAGGACCGGACAGCAGCACAGUCACGGUGACGUGUUCUGGCGGUAAAAGCCACGUUAGGGCGACUGAGUACGUGAAGCGUGACGAUACUGUAGCCGGGACAGAGGUGUGAGAGCUUGUUCUACGAGCUUUUAAAGAACUCUUUCUUAAUAUAAUAACUUUAGCAGAAGAAAUUCUGUUCCUGGUGCCAAAAUAAUGGACAACACAAAAUGCAACUCAUAUUCCGCAGUGGCGGAACAAACUUUCGUGCGCGUUACUCCAGCGUCGAAAUCAGAAAGAGACUGCGGCGUGGAGCAGACGCAUGAAUCCGGUGCACAUUCUACGUUUACAUUAUGUUGUGUUAGUUGAGUGUCGUCUUUAUUUUAUGGAGAGUAAGUGUUUCGCAGAAAGGGACUAUAGAGUGACUGUCGUUGUGGUCUGCGACGGCGACAAGGCUUACUGCCAUCCACUAUUUAGUACCCGGUUGUGCGCUGUCUUCAAGAGGCGCGCGAAUAACGUACCACCGCCAUCACCGGUUUGAAGUGGGGAAUGCCAUUGCUGUUGCAGAAAUGGACUGCUUUUAAUAAAUGCUAUCAUGCGCUCGGGUAUUUACCCAGGCUAUGCAA
This is a messenger RNA of Ornithodoros turicata, 9775 nucleotides long. RefSeq names its product FRAS1-related extracellular matrix protein 2-like. Gene Ontology annotation, cellular component: membrane. The record is from RefSeq and is a predicted model, not a curated record. Gene Ontology annotation, biological process: cell communication; anatomical structure morphogenesis. Lineage: Eukaryota; Metazoa; Arthropoda; Arachnida; Ixodida; Argasidae. Gene Ontology annotation, molecular function: protein binding. The transcript has 24 exons. The coding region runs from base 61 to 9282 and encodes 3073 amino acids.